AUUGUGUAUUAGAGAUUCUGUUUGAACAAGUCUUGUGCACCUUUGAAUAACAAGUAUCAGUUUACCAAGUCUUGAAGCCUUUGCAUAUGGAGUAAUAAGGACUUCAAACAAUUGUUCGUGACUGUCCUAUCAUUCAUGCCUAUUUUGAAGGGACUGUUUUCAUUCUUGUCAAUUACAAAGAACAGUUUUGUUUGAGCUCUUCAUGACAGUGUCAAGUAAAUUGGAUAAGUGGAUCUAGUUUUUAGGACAGAGCUCAAGAAAGAACUCCAGCUAUCCAUUCCGAGGACACUUAUAUAACUAUAAUGGUAGUCUUAAUGUGGAAACUUUAAUUUGCAUUUCACGAAGUUGAGCUUCUUUAAUCUUUGUUGUAUUGAAUACCAGUAGAUAAGAGACUGCCAUUGAUAUAUUCUUAUAGUCAUCCUUCCUUGUAACUGAUUGCUGUAACCAGCUCCUUAUUUCCUUUCAUCCAUUAGAGAAUAUUACUUUUUACAUAUUCACAACCCUAGGAAGCAAACCAAAUAACAGUUCCACAUCUUAUUAUCUGUUUUGACUAUCAAUAGCACCCAUGGAGGAUAUCUAAUAUACUAGUCAACACAAAAUUAAUGAGCUGGGCAGUGUUUAUUCAUUAAACCCUCACUGGCCACCCCUCUGUAUCAAUCAGACAAAUGUGUGAGUUUCCAUUAUUGCCUUUGCACCCCUUUUGCCCGUCAUCUGCCUGAGCGAAAGGUCAGAAGCCCUUGAGAUUCUCCAUCGAUGAUGAUUGACUGACGUAGGGGGAUCCUUCUACUACCAAUAUAGAAUUCACCCACCAUCUGACUUCAUGUAUCAACCUUGGAUGGGCGUGUGUAUGCAUGCAUCGAUCUGUCCUGCUUGCUAGUCACAUCCAUACCUUGGAUUAGAAGAUGCAGUCAACAGUUCAUGCUGGUUCACUCUUGAUUUGGAAUUAUUGAUAUUGAUGCUCGCCUUUCUAUAACAAAAUAAUCCAAUCAUUUGAAGUUGAUGAAUCUCUGUGGUAUAAAAGCUUUGGAGCACCUUGGUGAUAUAGGCCCAACUGUUGUGAUGGUUUGACCUGGAGUGGAUUAGGAAAUGAUUUUUUUUAUUUCAAAGAUGGGAUUAAGGAUUAACGAUUAAGACAUCUCUUGGAUUAAAUGCUUAGUUCAGUCAUAGUGCUAUGCUCAGCCAUAAUCAGAGGAAGUUCCAGCGUGGCCUUUGUCUCAUGCAGGAGUUGUACUAAGUUCGAAUAGUGUCACUCUUGUCAGUUUGAUAUUUAUAAAGUACAGGCGACUUCAAUCAUUCAAUUUACCUUCUUCUCCAUGUUGGAUUGUCCUUGUUUUAUUUUGAUGAGGUGAAGAUAGGAUGUUGAUAAUGAGUGCUGAAAUUGAAAUGGCUUCAUUCAGAUUGAGUGCUGUCUGAAUCUGAAUACAUGCCAGCGAGAGAUAACAUUGCUGCCAGACCAUAUGCAAAUUCAAUUGAAGCACCUUAUUCUCUGAAUUUGUGCUACUCCCAUCUGAAAUUGUGUUUGAGCUUGUGAGAUUCCUUAUGACAGUCUGCACACUUAGUUAACCUGUAGCUGCACGACAUCUUAUUUUGAAAGAUUGUUGUUUACGUCAGAAACAAAACGGUUCCAUCUUGAUGAUUUAUUUUGCAUCAUGCAUGCUUUCAUGAAGCUACCAUUGUCGGUGGCUGCAUGCUAGAUUCUUCUUGCCUUGUAUUCUUUCAUGAUUGUAAUAUAGAGAAAGUUUUCCUGAAGGCAUAAAGAAUCAAUCAAUACUCUUGAGGGAUAGGAAGGUUCAUCAUAUGCAAUCAUCUUCUCACCAUCCCAGUGAAAUAUUUAUUGAAAUUGUAAGAAGGGACUGAGAUAGGAACUGCAUACUGUAGUACAUUUAUCUGUUGAGUUUCUUGUGCAUGUGCAGACCUUACCAAAUUUCUUGGUGCUUUUACAUAUUAUUGGAUAAUAACAAACAUGGAUUAUAAGCCUUCUGCAAUACCAGUGCCACGCAGAUCGCUUUUCACUCCAAGAUAUCCUCCUGCUAAAACAUCAGCAUCACAAGAUGAGACUGACAGUAAGCCUGCUGCUGUACAAAAGACUGCUCCUGCAAAGAGGCCUACUGCAUCCACAACACAACGAAAGUCCAUUAGUAGACCAUCAACAGGUUCCAGCAGUGGUGCAGUAGAUGAGAAUUACUUCCAAGCUGCCUAUGAAGAUGUCCCUAGUGUUUCAAUAUUCACAACAAAACAGCUGGAGGAUGAUCUGAGUAAGAUUUCUACUAUUCUAAAUAAUGAUAAAGCAGAUUGGGAACUUCGUGUGACAGCAUUGAAGAAAUUACGAGCAUUCAUCAUAGCCGGUGCAGCAGAAUAUGAAUGCUUUGGGCAAUCACUACGGCAGAUGGAAGAAGCCCUUAUUUUGUCGGUCAAAGAUCUAAGGUCACAGGUCUUACGAGAAGCUUGUAUCACAUUAGCGUUUUUAUCAAUUCGUCUGAGGCGGCAGUUUGACCAUGCUGUAGAGGUUGUCCUUCCCCAUUUAUUUAGUCUCAUUCAGAAUAGUGCAAAGGUCAUGGCCACAUCAAGCAUAGUUGCAAUAGACAUUGUCAUUAGGCAUACACAUUCACCUAGGCUUAUACCCAUUAUGAAAAGCAAUGCAACUUCUAAGUCAACUGCCAUUAGGAAGCAAACGUUUACAUACAUAAACACGAUAUUGAACGUAUGGGACACACAUGCAUUGGAGAGGCAUGCUAGCCUUCUAUCUGAGGUCAUUCACAAGGGUAUUGAGGAUGCAGAUUCAGAAGCUAGGGCUAUCUCAAGAAAAGCAUUCUGGAAGUUCUCAGAGCACUUUAAGAGCCAUGCCGACAAGAUGUUUAACAACCUUGAUGCCUCCAAGCAGAAGAUGCUACAAGGAGAGCUGAGCCAGGCAUCCAGCUGCACCUCCCUUGAUGGCAGACCGCUUUCACGAUCCUCCACCGCUAGUUCACAUGAAAACCUAAGGUUGGCUAGGGACUACAAGACUGCCAGUCUGCCAAGGAGAUCAGUUGCAUCGAGAGCAAGUCGCACUUCAGAUUCUUCGGACAAGCCCGCCCUCUUGAACCAACGUUCCAGCAGUGAGAUCAACUUGGCGGCUGCGUCAAGGGCCCGAUCACGGUACUCGUCGGCAGGUCAGAGGGCAGCCAGUGGGGCGGCAGCACGUAUUUCUAGAUCUAAAUCAACUUCUCGGGAGAGCUUGGCAAACGACCUAAUUUGUGGAACGAACAGUCGAGUAGCUUCCACUCCAUUGUCACCAAGACUUCAAGCUGCUACUCCCAGAGGAUCCUCUCUUCUUCAAACUCCUAAUGGUCGUGCAGGGAGAACACGAUCGAGAAUUGGGGUUUCCCAAUCACAACCUGGUAGCAGGUCUAACAGCCGGUCCAGCUCACCUUCGACAGCCUCCUCAAGAUAUUCCAACAUUCAGACCAACGGUAGGACAAGGAGGAAGAGUGGAAUCCCAGUGCCUCGUAGUCAAGGAGCAAGCAGAGAGGCCAGUCCCAACAGAUAUGGAUAUGCAAGUGCUCGAGAGAGGCGGCAGAGUGGAUCAUCUCUUGGUCCUGCACAGAGAGAGCCUAAAGAAAAGCAGAACAUCAUGGCCCAGAGAGUCCUGGUUCCUGGCCAAGAUGCAGAGGCUGCCUUAGCUGAUGCUCUGAUAUCUGCCCAGAGAGCCCUCAGGAGCAACUAUGGGUACGGUUACGAUUCUGAUUACUCCGACAAUUUGACCCAGAAAGUGAUGCAAAAGAAGAGAUAUGAAAACUUUUCAGAUGAUGAAAGUGAUGCUUCCAGUGUCUGUUCUGUAGGAUCCUAUGGGUCGGGACAAGCAAAGAUCAUUGAGGAUGUAUCAGAAGUCCUAAACAAGAUGGCAAGUCCUGCAUGGUCAGAGCGGAAAGAAGGAUUAAUAGGUCUUCAGUACACCCUACAUAGCAACAGAGCACUAAGUCGAUCUGAAAUAAAGAGAAUCACAGAGCUGUUUACAAGGAUGUUUGCUGACCCACAGAGCAAGACAUUCAGCCUGUUCUUAGAGACAUUAGGAGAGUUCAUCAUAGUGCACAAAACUGAGCUCCUAGACUGGUUAUUUGUACUCAUCACAAGACUAUUACAGAAGAUGGGGUCAGAUUUAUUAGGUUCUAUUCUCAACAAAGUUCAAAGGACACUAGAAAUUGUCAGGGAAAGCUUCCCAUAUGAGAUUCAAUUUAGGAUACUAACCAAGUACAUUAUGGACCAGACACAAACACCUAACAUGAAGACAAAAGUUGCCAUGUUACGGUACAUGGAGAGUUUGACAGAUGUGAUGGAUCCUGCAGACUUCAGUAACUCAGCAGAAACCAGGUUAGCUGUCUCAAGAAUCAUUGGAUGGACCAAAGAUGCCAAGAGCCCUGAAGUCAGGAGGGCAUCCCAAGCUGUAUUGAUAGCCUUGUUUGAACUCAACACCCCAGAAUUUAGCAUGAUGUUAUCUGUACUACCCAAGACCUAUCAGGAGGGGGCGACCAAGCUCUUGCGCAAUGAUCUGCGUAUAGCAUCCACCAUUGAUGAUGAGAUUACUGCUCAGGAGUAUAGGAGUAAAGCUUCCCCAAGAUCAGUCUUAAAAGCUUCCCCUCGAUCAACAGGAUCCUCACCCCGUGGCAGCUACGCCAGCAAUGGCCCUCCAGACACCGAGUUCCUCAACUCAGAAGACAUCUAUGACUCACUUCGCCGAACCACCGCUGAAAUACAGAACUACAUGCACAGUAGCCGUGAUGAUCUUGACCAUGUCGCAGUCAGCAAGGAAACGCGAGUGGACAGUGAUGAGGUAUUGCCUGACCUGGUGCCAGGCAUAAGAGUGGACAGUCCCGAGGGCAAGGUCAAGGAGUACCUGGAGUACCGCAUGGUACCUGACCCAGACUCCAUGCUGUCACCCCCACCAAUCACCCACAGUAGAUCAUGCGGGGACUACCGUACAGUAAGCGGUGCACGCUCUCCCACCCCACAAAAAAAGCUCCCAGCUGCCUCUUCCCAAGCUAAGUCCAAUAGCAAAGGCAGACCCACAUUGAAAAUCCCAUCAGCAAGUGGGCGGGGGUCACGCAACCAAUCCCCUGCUGCCAAGAACAGAGUCCGUGCACGUUCCCAGUCCCCAUCUCCCCCUGCUCGUGCUAAUCAAUGUUUCACAGAUUAUGAUCAUUCCUCUCCUACCCCACCAGUCUUCUCUCCUGAUGCCUAUUCUGAACCUGCCUAUAACCCCCUUCCUAUGUCCACCAAUGCUUUGUAUCGUGAGUCUGCUUCUCCUGUCUCUUCUCGUAAAAAUCCUCCAGCCUCAGGGGAUGGACAUGGCAUAGCAGAUACAAUGGGUAGAAUGACAUUGACUGAUGGAAAUUUUGAGGAUGAAACUUUCCAUGAAGAUCACCAAGAUAUACUGGUUCCUCUACUGACUGAACUAUCAAAUCACAAUGGAAGGUUUGAAGAGAGAAAGAAUGCCAUGAUGCAGUUAAUCCGCCUCACUCGGUCUGAAAGCCUGUCGCUUUGGGAUGACCACUUCAAGACAGUUCUCCUUCUAAUGCUAGAAACCUUGGGAGAUGUAGAGUCAUCAAUACGAGCCAUAGCAUUGCGUGUCCUUAGAGAGAUCUUGAGGAAUCAACCUGGUCGCUUUAAGGAUUAUGCUGAGCUCACUAUUCUCAAGAUAUUAGAGGCACAUCGCGACCCACACAGUGAAGUUGUAAGACAAGCAGAAGAGACUUCCGCCACCCUAGCUAUUUCCAUUGCCCCUAGCCAGUGUGUCCGAGUCCUAUGUCCUAUCAUCCAAACUGCUGACUGUCCUAUCAACCAGGCUGCCAUCAAGAUGUUGACCAAGAUUGUUGAAUUAAUGUCAGAAGCAGACCUAAUGGAAAUCUUACCUGAGGUGAUAGUUGUUCUACUCAAGUCCUAUGACCACACUGAGAGUAGUGUCCGCAAGGCCAGUGUCUUUUGUCUUGUGGCCAUUCAUAACAUCAUAGGUGAUAAACUCAAAGAGAAACUAGCAGAUCUACCAGGAUGCAAGAUGAAACUGUUGAACCUGUAUAUCAAGCGUGCUCAAGCAGAAAAAGACGCUCAGACGCCUUCUCCAAGUAGUCCUUCUGCUUUAUCAACUGGAAGCAGAUAGUACCCAUCUUAAUAUUAGACUUUAUACACCAGCACACAGACACACACAGGCAACUUUGGAUGGGACUGUUGGUAGAGACCUGAGCAUAGACUCUGAACCAGUGCACAGUCACAAUACAGUUUAUCAGUCAAAAGUGUGUAUUGGUUUCAAUUACCCCCAACUUAAUGUAGUGUCAGCUAACCCAGCAGCACCACAUAAUCACCUACAGGACAUGGUAACCUAUGAAUGGGACUGUACAGAGAGAACUAAUCAAGAACUAAUGAAGAAUCUACUUGGAAUUUUGUCUGCUUGACCUGCAAGAAACGGACAUAAGGUUUCCUUUAGCUAAUAAAUGCAUACUACUUUAUGUUUGACUGUUGUAAAGUAUGAAGAAAUCAAUCGAUUAGUCCAUUGCUGAUUUAUCUAUUUCCAUUAUUAGUAAAAUACAUUUUAACAGACCUUCAUUAAGUUGCUGUAAAUCAGGUAAGACAUUCAUAAACCCCCACAUAUUAUCCACAUUACCCUAAUACAACUCACCAUGGGUCCAACUCCAAGUGAAAUGGUCACCAAACCCUGCACCUUUAUCAACAUUUUCAUCCACAUCCAUUGAACCUGGCUUGAAUAUCAAACUCAGUUGAAAAAAGAAAGAUAUUUGAACAUUGAUAAAAAUUUAGAGGGUACAAUAUGUUACCUUAUUAUGUUAUCACAACUGAAGAUCAGUAUACCAUUCAACCCUAAUUUCUGAUAUAUUAGCUCCUCAUUGUAUCUGAGUCAGGAGGUCACUACUCUGUGUAAAGUAAUUAUAUCCCUUUUGUUAAUUAGUUUGCCAUGAGCUCUUUUAGUCUUGAAUAUCAAUCAGUUUUUAGUGAGAAACACUAUUUAAAGCAACAAGCAACACUAUUUAAAGCAACAAACAGAGAUACCUAGAUGUGGAAGUAGUUAUUGGAUAUCUUGCUUCAACAUUUUUAUAAGGAAGUAUUACGUAAAGAAAGACAAUUGGUGGUAUUGAUUCAACUUACAAAGUUUAGUAUUGAUUGUAUGUAGGAGUGAGUAAAAUUGUUUUGGAUGAAAUAUUGAACCUCACUGCCAUUAAUGAUGUUGCUGUAAUGGUAUUUUCUAGAUCUUUCAAGGAAGAUAAACUAACAUGUUUUUGGCUUGCCAUAUUUUGUAUUGUAUUCUUUGGAGGAGAGUGGAUUAUUUAAUAUGCACUUUAAUUAAUGCUUUUUAAGUUUGUAAGGUAAAUUUUUAAAAUGAUAAUAUAUUGACUAUUCCAGAGCAGUUUAACAAUAGAGAUCAAUUAAGUGGUAAAAGUGAGAAAUUAUUUUCAAAGGUUUGAAUUAAUAUUUACAUAUGGCUUACAAACCGUCUAGAUAUUUGUUAUUAUGAUCAAGAUAUGAUUGACAUUAUAUGCAUUUACGCACUGACACAAACAUAUCUGUUGGAAAAAUGAACUCCCAGAUGGUUCAAGAUGUCAUUAUUUGGAUGAUUUAAAUGUUAAUGGCUGCAUGUAUUUGAUUAUCGAGUUAUGCCAUUGAUAAGGCAAUUCCAAAGGUUUUUACUCCAUUUUAAAGAAUAGUUUGGAUAAUAUUGAAUCAUAAAUGUAAGUUUGUCUGAAACAUGCAACACAUAGAACUUAACUACAGCAUUACCAUUUCCCUACAUGGUAAUAAAAACUUCAUCAAAUUAGCCGAAGGAAAACCUGUGAAAUUUCCCUCUGCUUCCAUGCUCAUGCUGGCUUGUUUUUUUAUGUUUACAUUUCAUUUUUUUUUCUGUUUUUGGUCACUGUAACUCAUUUUAUUUAUGGGUCUUUUCUGCAUACCUUAAAUCACUAUGUAUCUCAAGAAUGCUUACCAAUCAUCAUACCUUACAAUACCUAUCCUUUCUCUAUAUCAUGGUCAUUACAGAUGAUGAAUCUUUGGUUAAAUAAAUAAAAAAUUCUGAACUGAUUAAUUGUGUAUUAGGGAAAAAAUAAAGAAAAAAACAGCAGUUAACACAAAUUGUUUACCUCAUGGCCAUUUUAUAGCAUUUCAUUUGUUCUAAAAACAAUAUUAUCCGAAUUCUUGACUGUAGCUUGUUAACAUUGUCAGCAAUGAUUUUAAUGUGAAUGGUAUACUUGAUAUCUCCAUUAAUGGUCUAUGGUAAAUAGUAUUCUAGCGCUUUGUGUACAGGCAAUCCCUACACAUUAAAAUGUUAUCAGUAUGGCUUACUAACCAUCUAUAGUGUACCCUUUUACACGAUUCAUCAUAAAUUAAUAUUGCAAGAACAAUGUUAGAUGAGGUGUUAAUAGAUGUAAAUGAUCCAUUAUUGGUGUCACAAGUAAGGCAUUAGAUCAGAUUCUAGACUUUGGAUAUUGACUAUGAUGAAGCUUCUGAAUUCAGCAGUGUCUAUUGUACAAACACAGAUGCAACAAAUUCAGGUGGUUUUUUUUUUAAUUAAUAGUGAGGAGCUUUUAUCUUUUUACAGGGCUGCCUGCUCUGUGUAUUUGUUUAUAGGUGUUGUUGUUAGAGAUGAUUCUAUAGUAGGUUCAGUUUAUUUAACAUACAAAUGAAUGUCUGAAGUAUCCUCAUACAUGAAAAAAGUUCAUUGAGAUAUUUCUGAUCAAUUAGUUUUAGACAGUGGUGUGACUUUUUAUUUUGUUCAAUGUUUCUUGUUUAUUUUUUUACGAAUGGUAAGAUAAUGCCGUGACUGCAUUAAAUAUGAUAAACUGACUCCUUCUGUUCACCCACACCCCUUAAAAGUAAUACAAUGAAUAACAAAAAAACAUUUUGAUCAUUCAGAACAAGCUAAGGAGCAAUAUCAAGCUAACACAUAUUUUUGUUGUCAAUGAAAAUGGAGUGGUUGUCUUAAACUACCUACAGAAGUAAAUAUUGUGGAAAUAUGAAUACAUUGAUGGAGCAGAUAUCGCAUGCUAAUUGUGUAUACUUCAAAUUCUUAUGAAACUUUGUGUUCUUGAAAGAGAAGUAGGAGAUCUUGCUAAUGUGAGGUACAUGUAUUUACACAUUUUAAGUUGAAAAGUGGGGGACAUCUUCUUUUUCUUUAUUUGUUAUAAACACUUAAAAUUGUAUGGAUUUAUUCAGGUGCGCUAAUAGAUAUCUCCCAAGUCUUGUUUACACAUGAUACAACAAAGCACAGCAAUGUUUUUCAGUGACAAAUUGUACCAUUUAUGAGUAUAAAUGUGCAUUGUAUGCUUCAAGAUUUAAAAAAAGUAGUCCAAAAUUGUGUAAACGAACUCAUUACAUAAUGAUAACUUAAUUAUGAUGUCGUGAGUCUUAUUUUCGCAACUCUGAACAGAUAAUUUUGGUUUAGCUUUGGUGCACCAUGUGUGGUGAACUUGCUUCGAAAUGAAAUAGGAUGAAAUUAACUUGCCUUCUUAAUUGUAUUUCUGUUUAAAGUAAUCAUGAUCAUUCAUGUUUUUCAUCACAAAACUGUACAAAGUGUAAAUUGAUGACAUAUUUAACAUAGAGAAAUUUUCAAACAAUUUACUUACAGAUACAGAGAGAGAAGGAGAGAGAGAGAAAGAGUGAGUGAGGGGAAGAAAGAUCAUUGCAAUGUGAGUUCCUUUGAUUUGGAAUCUCAUUUUCACCAUUGUAUAAAAAUGUAUAGUCCUAGAUGUUUUUGUGGUCUCUGGUGUUCUAAUAUGGACAAACUAAAAUCAACUCGACUUUUUUUAUGUGUGUCUUUCAGUUGUACUUUAACAGGGCUUAUUUAAAGAUAUUUUAAGAGAGAGUUUGAGUUGGUCGCACUUCAGCACAAUAAGGACAAGAAUGAUCUGUAAAUAUGUUGAUUUGUUUAUCCUUAUGUUGCCCUUAUAAAGUGUUCAGAUUCAUACCAGUUGAUCUGUGCAUUCGUGUAAUCAUGUCUUGAUUGAACCUAAUUUACAGAAGUGUCUUCAAACUUUUUUUUAUGUAUAAAUUUGAUGAUUGUGUGAGAUUGAAUUGUUAACAGAAGUGCUAUUAUUAUGCUUCCAAACUGAUUAGUGUAAUAAAUAUCGCUUCACUUUCUUUUGCAGUAUACUGGGCAAUGUUAGCUACAUCAGUAAGGGUUGAGGACGUUAUUCUAUAGACUGUCUGGUAGGAAUUUUACAUGUAUAAGUUGCUACAUUCAUCCGUUGAAUGGGAAGUAAUCCCCUUUUCAUUAUUUUUGGUAACGACCUGCCAUGUAUCCUGGUAUUCUAUAAAUUUUCAAGCCAUUUUUGUGUAAUACAGAAAACUUUCAUCAGUUGAGGAUGAUUGAAUGUUCAAACUUCUACCAACCUAUUUCUAUAGAAGGCAAGAUUUAGUCCACUCCUAUGAACUCUCAAGAGAUCAGUUGUGCAUGCAUAUGACUGAAUCAAGGAUAAGAGACAAUCUGGUCACCUAUCAUUGAUCUAGUGACUGAAAGGAUAGCAGGCAAGAAAGUAAUCAACACCAGUGAAAAUAUGUGAAUUAUCUCUUGACUUGAGAAAUUACACAGAAGUGAAGAAAGCUCGCAUUCUAUAUGAAUAGGUCGAUAGAAACUUGAACAUUUUAAUAUAAUUCACCAAACAUAGAUGAUAACUUGUUUUCUGUAUAUGCCCAUUAUCAAGAUCUCAAGAUGAAAUAUUGCAAUUUCCCCUUUUUAAAUUACACUUCUUACUGGGCAUGAUCUCUUGUUGAUGUAUCCAUCUUGGAAAAUUUAUUGUAAAUAUUUGAAUGGGAAGAGUCUGAAGCAAGAAAAUAGUUAAUGAAUUCAGAUUUUGUAUAUUGCUUUAUAGAUGUAGAUAAGGUUAUCCUGGAAUUGUGAGGAGAAAGAGAGCAAUAGAGAGAGAGAGAAAGGUGCGAGAGAGAGAGACAGAGUAAUAAUAUGAUGAUAUGCACAUGUAGAAUAACAUGUCUACUGGCUUAGUGGUACCUAUGAUUGCAGCCCAUUUUUGUGAUGUGGUCAGAGCUUUUGAAUCUAUCUGCAUGUUUUCAUUUUGAGUAGUUCUCAAGCAAUUACAUGCGAACAUGUGGCAUUUUUCCUAAACAA
Lytechinus pictus (painted urchin) is the source of this 11095-nucleotide messenger RNA. Its product is annotated as CLIP-associating protein 2-like. Lineage: Eukaryota; Metazoa; Echinodermata; Echinoidea; Temnopleuroida; Toxopneustidae. The transcript has 33 exons. The record is from RefSeq and is a predicted model, not a curated record. Gene Ontology annotation, molecular function: microtubule binding. Gene Ontology annotation, cellular component: mitotic spindle; microtubule organizing center; basal cortex. Gene Ontology annotation, biological process: mitotic spindle assembly; establishment of mitotic spindle localization. Bases 1964 to 6130 code for a protein of 1388 amino acids.